AUGGCAGCUGAGCACGUACCGUUGGCUGCGGCCAUUUUGUGCUAUAUUCAAUACGCUAUUCUUAUUACUUUUGGACAUUUACGUGAUCAUGCUGGUAGUAUUUUUGGUGGUUCACGUUAUUCUGAUCAUGCGAAAAGAGGGUAUGCACCUUUGCUUGUAGCCUUUGAGAAUUUCUAUACGAAACGCAUCUAUCAUCGGCUACAAGACGUCUUUAAUCGUCCUGUUGCUGGUUCCCCAGGCGCCCAGAUUGACCUGAUUGAACGCUAUUCCGUGGAUGAGAACAAGACACUACAUAACAAAGAUGGAUGUAUCCGACGCUGUGUGAAUCUUGGUUCGUAUAACUAUUUAGGAUUUGCAGAUGACUGGAUAAAUCGAUGCAGUAAGGGCGUUUUUUCUGCGGUGAAACAGUUUGCACUAGCGUCUACUGUACCACCCAUGGAGUUUGGGACGACAUUGGUACAUAUUGAACUGGAGAAAGCGUUGGCCAAAUUUAUUGGCAAGGAAUCGUGUAUUGUGUACAACAUGGGCUACGCUACUAAUGCAACCAGUAUUCCCGCUCUCACGGUAAAAGGCACACUCAUUCUUAGUGACGCGCUGAACCAUACUUCCAUUGUCAAUGGUGCACGGUCAUCGGGUGCUUCAGUAGGCGUGUUUAAGCACAACGACCCUGCACACCUUGAGAAGGUACUACGUACAAAAAUUGCGGAAGGUCAGCCACGGACGCACCGUCCGUGGAAGAAGAUCAUAGUGAUGAUUGAGGGUAUUUACUCCAUGGAAGGGGAGAUCGUACGUCUGCGCGAAAUGGUGGACGUCACGAAGAAGUACAAAGCCUAUAUCUAUGUGGACGAGGCUCAUAGCAUUGGCGCGCUGGGUAGUACUGGUCGCGGUAUUUGUGAGUAUGCGGGCGUCGACCCUAGCGAGAUCGAUGUCUUGAUGGGCACGUUUUCCAAAAGCUUUGGUGGUAUGGGUGGUUACAUUGCUGCGUCAGAAGAGAUCAUUAGUUUUAUCCGCAAUUCAAGUUCAGGCGCGAUCUACGCGACAAGUUUGUCUCCGGUGGUCGCCCAGCAAGUUUUGACGGCGCUGAACAUAAUUGCUGGGUGGGACGGCACCGACCUUGGCCGCAAGUGUAUUGCAUCUUUGCGCGACAAUAGCAACUAUUUUCGCCAGAAGUUGAUGGACAUGGGUGUGGUCACGCUGGGUGACUUUGAUUCGCCUGUGAUCCCGGUGAUGUUGUAUCACAUGUCAAAGGUAGGUGAGUUUUCUCGCGAGUGUUUAAAGCGCAACUUGGCCGUGGUGACGGUAGGAUUUCCUGCGACGCCGCUGCUGCUCGCUCGCGUACGCUUCUGCAUAUCAGCGGCUCAUACGAGAGAGGAUAUGGACAUGGCUUUGAAGGUACUGAAAGAGGUGUCAGAAUUGUGCAAUAUCUGCUUUGAGAGGAAGGUAUAA
Peronospora belbahrii is the source of this 1446-nucleotide messenger RNA. The record is from the annotation of a GenBank genome assembly. NCBI's taxonomy places the organism in Eukaryota, Oomycota, Peronosporomycetes, Peronosporales, Peronosporaceae.